UAUACUAUAGAUCGGGGCAGAGGUAUAUAAAGAUCGGGACCCCGGCAGAGGUAUACUAUAGAUCAGAGCAUCGGCAGAGGUGUACUAUAGAUCGGGACACCGGCAGAGGUUUAGCAGACUAUAGAUCAGAGCAUCAGCAGAGGUACUGUACCUGCUCUAACAUUCCUCUCCAGUGACAACCAUACUGGCAGGUGGGGGAUUUGUUGUCAGGCAGGGUGGGUGACGUCCAGCCCACAGCACUGUAGGUUAUGAGGUGAGAGUGGCUUCCUUGUCCCUUCCCCAUUCUCUCCCAUCCCCUCCCCCGUCUCUCUUCCCAGCAUGUCUCGCUGGCUAUUCCCAUGGUCCAGCUCCAUCAAGACGCGGGCCUGCAGGUAUCUUCUGCAGCAUUACCUGGGUCACUACCUGGAGGAGCGGCUGAGCCUGGAGCAGCUGAGUUUGGACCUUUACAAUGGAAGUGGACGUCUCACGGAUAUACAUCUCGAUAUCUGGUCAGUGAACGACCUCCUGGACUCGGCGGGGGCUCCACUUGAGAUUAUUGAUGGAUUCAUCGGCAGUAUCUCUGUUACGAUCCCAUGGUCGGCACUUGUCACUGAAAACUGUACAUUGGAAGUAUCCAAACUGCAGGUUACAUGUCGUCCAAAGUACAGAGCGGCUUCUGGUGGAGCAGAGUCCCACAGCUGGUCCUCAUGUAUGACCACCAGCAUGCAACUGGCCCAGGAGUGUCUAAAAGAACAAGCAGAGGAGCCUUCUGAACCACCACAGCCUAUUGAAGGUCUGGAGAUGUUUGCCCAAACUAUAGAGACAGUGCUGCGGAGGAUUAAGGUGAUCUUUUUAGAUACUAUUAUCAGGAUUGAGAAUAUGCCAGUAGACUCUGACACAGGAACAGCUCUUGAAAUACACAUCAAAAGACUAGAUUAUUGUGAUGAGGCAGUUAGAGAUUCAGGUCCUUCUUUUCCUGUGGAUAUUCAUCAGCCUCCAGCAUUCAUCCAGAAGAUUCUGCAGCUCAGUGGUGUGUCCCUUCACUAUGAGGAGUUCAAAAACCGAGAACGCUCACCUUCACCCGCACCUGUCCCUGAGGACCCACCUUCAUCUUUAAAGCAAACAGAGCAAGAGUCCUUGCAUCCCGCAGGGGCUCCUAGUGGACCUACGCAGCCCUCACCGCCCAGCUCUCCAACUCUCCAAAUCGGCAGCUGCUCUGGUUGCACAGAACUGAUUAUCAAACUGAAGCAGAAUGAUGUGUUUCCGGGACCAAAGCUUGAUAUUGAUGGGAAACUUGGGUCACUACAUUUGUUCCUGAAUCCAAGUCAGAUAGCUAACUUGCAGCAAUUACUGGAUGCCUUGAGUAUUUCAGAAUCAAGCAGUAUUAGGGAAAAGCUGCUGAAAAGUCGGCCUCUGGACAUGGAGGAUUUGAAGCUGAUUGAACAAGACUUGAACCAGCAGCUGCAGUCAGGACCUGGAUCUUUCUGCAUUCCAGACCCUGAGCUUGUACCCUUCCAGACGUUGGAGAAUGGAGACAUGUUCUUUUCAAUGGCGGCUUUGACAAACAGUGUUACUUCUAUUCGGUCUACAAUGGAAUUGUCAGAUGUGGACCUUGACUCCUCUGUCCUUAGUGAUCACAGUGGUCAUCAAUUUCAAAGUCCAGCCUUCACUCCUGGGUUAAUGAUGAGCAGCCCAAGGCGGUAUGGACAUUCACCAUUUUCUGCCACAAUUCCUCCGCUACAAAACCUUCACAGGGUCCAGGGAAAACCGUCUUCCCAUUCUCCUCUGGAGCCUCUUAAACCUGAGAUGCUACUGAAGCUUACAGUGGGUGGCCUUACCAUAACUGUGCCUCACAUUCCGAGCGAUGCUGGUUCUGCGCAGGUCCUUAACGGUCAAGAAGCAGCAUGUCAUUUUUUUAAGGAGCUGGGGUACUUCAAAGACUCUGCGUUUAGUGGACGAGACUUUGGACAUCUUCGUGAGCAUUUCCAAAGAGCUUGCCAGUUGAGCAAUGUCAGGACUACAGCUUUAGCAGUCCAGAUCGUGUGUGAGCAGAGGACUGGUAAAGGUAUACAGCAGAGCACUGUGGACCUCAGCUGUGGAAUGCUGGAGAUUUCGGAAUGCCUUUGGCCAGACUAUCCUUCCAACAAGAUAAAACAUCCUGAGUAUACCGAGCUUAUGAUGUUCCAUAGUCCAGCAUCCUCUUCGCGGCCUUGUGCCCAGGUGCAUUACAAGCGGAUUCACAGGACACCAUCUAGAAGUAGUCGUAGGAAACAACCAAUUAAGGUCAGUGCGGAAAUCAGAGUGGAACUGGAAGACUUUCAGUCGGAUCUGGACCUAGGUCUCAUAGACCGUUUGGGAUCCCUCUUCCAGCAUGGAGCCCCAAAACCUGCAAGCUCUCCUGGACACUUCGACUUACACUUGAGUGAUAGCAACCCAACUCCUGAAGAGGACACCGAGAUCCAUGUGAUUGCUUCCAAAGCACAUAUACAUCUUCAGUUCCCAGUACCUGACUUGAGGCCGGUCUCUGAACGUCGUCCUUGGAAAGAAAAGGCAAUGAGGAAAGAACGUCUUGAGAUGGAAGUGACUGAUCUGGAGAUUAAAUCACACAGUAGAAGUAGUACAGAGGAGCCUAGCAAAAUUGAAAUUACUUUCAGUGACUUACAUGGUGUGUAUACUGAUGGGGAAGAUCUGCGUGUUCCUUGUAUGAAGAUCAGUAAAGGAUUGGACCCCAUGGCCAAAGCCACUGGAAAGAAAUUUGUCUUCCCCAGCAUCUUAGUCACCAUACGUCCUGAAACCAAAAGCUGUCCAUGGGACAUGGGCCAGGACAAGGUUGAUGACCUUGAUCUUUCAUCUGUGGAAAGUCCUUGUGAACUAAAACAGCCUGAGCCCUCCCCUUUCUCCUCUAAGCGGACAAUGUUUGAAACGGAAGAGAUGGUAAUCCCUGCUGAUCCAGAGGAGAUGGCAGACUUCCAGCAAGUGACAUUAGCAUCCUCCCAAUAUACACUUGAGGUGACGCUUCCCCAUGCUCACAUAUUCCUUCCCAGCAAAGAUGUGUAUGAAAACCUAUACAACAGGCUGUGCAAUGAUCUUCUGAUGUGGGAACCUAUGGCCCCGUUUGAUGUGCCCAUGACUGACUCCUUGUUUCCUAAUGAGACACUUUCCAGAUCUGGGUAUCAGCCAGACACAUUUCGCAUGUGCAAAUCUGCUUUUAGACUGGACUCUGAUUCCGAGGAUGAAGACUCCCAUUUCUACUCUGUAGAUGAGAUUGCCAAGGCUAGGAAAGGCAACCAAGAAGGUCUCAGUUUUUUUUCUGCUUCUGUCAACAUUUUGCGAGGGCGCAUCACAGCUUGGACGGAAUCAAAGAGUGAAGGAAGCAAGAAGCUGGAUGGUCAGCAUGGUGAGGUAGUUCUGGAUGUAGAAAAUGGCCGUAUCUUCAGUGUCUCCAAGCACAAAGGAAGAGUGGAUCUUAGCUAUCUGUGUAUUGAGUCUGACACCAUAUCACUUUUUCAUAAAGCAACUGUAGAGGACUACCUAGCACCAAGUAGUUUAGAAAUACCCACAUUUGUACCGCCUGAAAACCUGAACCCAACGAUCUAUGUCUCGGAAGAGGGUGUUUCUGCACAGUUGCCAUCAAGCAGAAAAGAAAAGAACUUAAAGAUGCUUUCUCUGGCUGUCCGCAUUGACUUAAACCUUGUGAAAAACGUCAAGGAGUUCUUGGUAGCUCUGAGGCUUGAUGGUGCUACUUUACGUCACUACAUGGCAAUGCCAGACCAAAGCUGGUAUAGUCAAAUUAUGGACUUACUAGAUGUAGUUGAUGAACCUAUCUUGGGAUACACUCCACCAGCUGUUAUCACCAUACUGCACACUCAUCUCUUCAGCUGUGCUGUGGAUUACAGACCGCUCUACCUCCCUGUCAGAGUUUUGCUCACAGCAGAAACAUUUACUCUAUCCAGUAACAUUGUAGUGGAUACAGCUACCUUCCUACUCAGGUUUAUUUUAGAUGAUUCUGCUUUAUAUCUGUCAGACAAAUGUGAAGCUGAUGUGACCGAUUUAAAAAAAGAUUUUGUCUGUGUCUUGGAUGUUGAUCUCUUGGAGUUGGUCAUCACAACAUGGAAGGGGAACUCCUCCUCCAAGCUGACUCAACCUCUCUUUGAACUGCGCUGCUCCAACAACGUGCUCCACAUUCAUACCUGUGCAGAUUCCUGUGCUAUGCUUGUCAACCUUAUCCAGUAUGUGAUGAAUAAUGGGGACCUGCAUUGCCCCCCCAAACCUGAGCCACCGACUGAGAUUGCAGGACAGAAACUGCAGCCUCCAGAAGGUCCAUCCUCACUACCUCCAUGCUUGCCUGCAGAGACUGCUCAGAUCAACCAGGGAGACUUAACAGAUGCUCUUAUAGAUACAGGAAGGAAUGGCAGAGAUCACUCAGAAUCAGGUGAACCUUUUCUUCGUCAGAAUUCCCCAGUGUCUGUGUACCUCUUCCCUGAGGAAGCUGCAUUAGAAACCAGAACUGAUAUCAUUGCCCCAUCUCCCCCACCCCCUGAUUCACGGAUUUCACAGGAAAGUCUUGCAGCAUCAGACACAAGUGGGGACAGUGAGCUGACAGACACAGAUGAUUUCUGUAUCCUUGAUGCACCUGGAAUUGGAGUGCCGCCAAAAGAUGGAGAGCCGGUGGUAAGAAAGCUAGUGGACAGCCCAAUUUGGGUGAAGGAUGGACAUUUUUCUAGACCUAUUGGCAGCACUGACUUGCUAAAACCUCCAGCUAAAUUCCCUGUGCCAGAAACCCGUAUAGUACUGAGAGAGAUCUCUGUGGUGUGGCACUUGUAUGGAGGAAAGGAUUUUGGCAGCAGUCGGCCCAACUCUGCCAGGGCACAGUCACCAAGGUCAAGAGCAAGCAUGACAAAUGCCCGUGGUUCCCCUUCCCGAUCUUCUGUUACCAAUCGCCCACAGAACACAUGGAGGACCCAAGGAGGAAGUGGCAGGAUUCAUGACAUAUUAAUGGAGAUCCAGUUGACCAAAGUGAGUUUCCAACAUGAAUCAUACCCGGCACCCUCCAGCGCAGGGCUAGAGAAGCUCCACGCAGGGGAGGGCACAGAAGUCCCUCUUGCACGUCAAGUGUUUAUAGUCCAGGAGCUGGAGAUCAGAGAUAGGCUGGCUUCAUCCCACAUCAACAAGUUUCUGUAUUUGUACACCAGUGAAAAAAUGCCCCGUAGGGCGCACUCCAACAUGCUCACCAUUAAAGCUCUCCACGUUCAUCCUGAGGCUGGCUUGGGAGGUCCUGAGUGUUGUCUUCGAAUGUCCCUAAUGCCCCUUCGCCUGAACAUUGAUCAGGAUGCUCUCUUUUUUCUGAAAGACUUCUUCACCAGUUUGGCCUUUGGUAUUCAACCUGUGGUUCCCAUGGAGCUAGGUUCAGAUGUCAUGCGUUCAGACAGCCAUUGCAAGCAAAGUGCCUCAGAGUAUGAAUCAGGACUGGAAAACUCAAUGGAUUCAAAUGAGGAGGACACAUCAUCUGUGAGCUCAGCAUCUGAUCAACCCAUUUAUUUCAGAGAAUUUCGCUUCACGUCAGAGGUACCAAUAUGGCUAGACUAUCAAGGCAAGCAUGUAACCACAGAACAAGUGGGUACAUUUGCUGGAAUAUUAAUAGGACUGGCCCAAUUAAACUGUUCUGAACUGAAGCUGAAAAGACUGUACUGCAGACAUGGACUUCUUGGAGCAGAAAAGGUUUACUCCUAUGCUCUCAAUGAGUGGCUGACUGACAUCCGAAAGAACCAGCUACCAGGAAUUCUGGGAGGAGUCGGGCCUAUGCAUUCAGUUGUACAGCUAUUCCAUGGGGUACGUGAUCUUUUCUGGCUACCUAUUGAACAAUACAGGAAGGAUGGGCGCAUUAUCCGUGGCUUACAGAGGGGGGCAGCAUCUUUUGGUACCUCUACUGCUUCAGCAGCCCUAGAACUCAGCAACCGGCUAGUGCAAGCUAUUCAGGCUACGGCAGAGACUGUUUACGAUAUUUUGUCUCCGACACCCCCCGUAUCACGCUGCUACCUUGAUUCUAGGCAGUCUCGCAGACUGAGAAGAGGGCAGCAGCCGGCAGAUCUCAGGGAAGGUGUAGCAAAGGCCUAUGAUACUGUACGGGAGGGUGUCAUUGACACAGCACAGACUAUACGUGAUGUAGCAUCUCGUGGGCAUGAACAAAAGGGUCUGACUGGUGCUGUAGGCGGUGUCCUUCGACAGAUCCCACCCACUGUGGUGAAGCCAUUUAUAGUGGCCACUGAAGCUACAUCAAAUCUCCUCGGGGGCAUGCGAAACCAGAUUCGGCCUGAUGCUCACAAAGAGGAUUCUUUCAAGUGGAGAGCAGAUGAAGGACAGGAUUGAAGACUUAAAAUCCUUGCCUCCCCACGCCUUCCACUCUUACCCUAUAAAGUGCCAAAGGAAAGCUGCAAUAUUUGACAUUGCCUGGAAUAUGCUGGGUCUGUGAAUCAAACUGUAUGCCACUGCAUGAACAUGCCGAAUAACAGCUUGGACGGUUAAAGUCCCUACCCAAAUACUUGAUUCUAAACCAUAUGCCUUUUUGUGUUAGAGGUUUUUUUUUUUUACUUGUUCGCCCGUCAUAAUCUUCCUAACAUUUUAAGAUAAGCUCAGCUUUUCUGUUGGUUGAUCUUCUAUCAUGCAGUGACUUCAGUAGAUAAUAAGCACUUUCCGUUCGCAGUUGUGGCCUUGAUGCGCUGACCCCUAAUCUUACAAGAGAAUCCAAUUUUAUCCUUUUUAAUAUUGAAGAAACAGCACAACAUGGGACUGUUUGACCCCAAGGAAGGACUCCGCACACGCCUUAUAGGCUUUGAUCCAUCACAGAAUGUGGCUUUUAUAAUCCUAUCUCUUCCCUUAAUGCUUUCUUCUGAUUGAGGCCAUAUAAGUAUAAAUAAUAUAUAUAUAUAUGUAUAAAUAAACAAUGUAAAGAAUUCCCAGUGACA
Messenger RNA from Rana temporaria (common frog), 6941 nucleotides. It is a transcript of the gene ATG2A, whose product is annotated as autophagy related 2A. Gene Ontology annotation, biological process: autophagy of mitochondrion; autophagosome assembly; reticulophagy. Lineage: Eukaryota; Metazoa; Chordata; Amphibia; Anura; Ranidae. The record is from RefSeq and is a predicted model, not a curated record. The transcript has 42 exons. The coding region runs from base 319 to 6345 and encodes 2008 amino acids. Gene Ontology annotation, molecular function: phosphatidylinositol-3-phosphate binding. Gene Ontology annotation, cellular component: extrinsic component of membrane; phagophore assembly site.